AUGCACAUUCCUCGCGCCUGCCACCGCACCGCUUGUCACACCGCCGUCACCGCGGCCGCCAUCGCCUCGACCUUCACGUCGGCUGCACCCACGGCCACCGCUGCCGCCGUCAGCGCUUCCAUCCACCUCCCGGCCGUCGGCGCUGGCUGGGACUACCAGCUCGGCGGCGCGUACACGCCUCCCUCGGGCGUGACCGUCGUCGGGCGCGACCGCACCGCGACGCCGGCCAAGCUCGGGUACGACAUUUGCUAUGUCAACGGCUUCCAGACGCAGGACGGCGAGAAGAGCCUGUGGCCCGCCGCCGCGCUCCUCAAGACCAGCAGCGGCGCGCUCGUGGGCGACCCGGACUGGCCGGGCGAGUACAUUCUCGACACGCGCACGGCCGCGUCGCGCGCCGCCAUCUUCUCGGUCGUCCAGCCGUGGAUUGCGGGGUGCGCCGCCGCCGGAUACCAUGCCGUGGACAUUGACAACCUCGACACGUACACGCGCUUCUCGCAGCUGUCGCAGGCGGGAAACUAUGCGCUCGCGAGCAUGUUCAUCAACGAGGCGCACGCGCACGGCCUGGCCGCGGCACAGAAGAACGACGCCGAGAGCUGCGCGCUCGGCAAGUCGACCGGAUUCGACUUUGCCGUCGCCGAAGAGUGCGCGUACAACAACGAGUGCGCGUCGUACACCGGCGUCUACUCGGUGGUCCUCGGCAUCGAGUACAGCUCGGACGUUUCGGCCUCCACCUUCAAGGAUUCCUACUGCAAGGCCGCGGACCGCCCGAAGAGCCUCAUCUACCGCGACGUCGACCUCGUCCCCAAGGGCAAAUCGGGAUACCUCUACACCCCGUGCCAGUAG
Molecule: messenger RNA, 843 nt
Organism: Apiotrichum porosum
Lineage: Eukaryota; Fungi; Basidiomycota; Tremellomycetes; Trichosporonales; Trichosporonaceae
Exons: 1
Coding region: 1-843 (280 amino acids)
Source: RefSeq, a predicted model, not a curated record